GCUGCUCCGUGUCAAAUGCUCUGGUGACAGCUCGUUCGCGCUACCAUGGUUGUGUUAAAAGGAAUACCUUCUCUCCUGUCGCCAGAGCUUUUGUACGCGUUGGCAAAGAUGGGUCAUGGCGAUGAACUGGUUCUUGCGGAUGCCAACUUCCCUGUGUCCUCCGUGUGUAAAUGCGGACCGAUAGAGAUCAGAGCCGACGGUCUACAGAUCCCAGCGCUGUUGGAAGCUAUUCUGAAGCUCUUCCCUCUGGACACGUACGUGCGUAGCCCGGCAGCUGUGAUGGACCUGGUGGACAGUGACAAGGAGCUUGGUGUAGAGACGCCAGUGUGGACCACAUACAUCCAAAUGAUCAAACAGGCAGGAUCACAGGGCAGCUUAGAGACUGUGGAGAGAUUUGCAUUUUAUGAGAGAGCCAAGAAAGCGUUUGCUGUCGUGGCAACGGGGGAGACGGCGCUGUAUGGCAACCUGAUCAUAAAGAAAGGCGUGAUCCCACCUGGGGAACUGAGCUGAAUCCUGCUGGACCCUGCUGCCCUCUGCUCCUCUGCUGGGCUCCUGCUGCCCUCUGCUCCUCUGCUGGACCCUGCUGCCCUCUGCUCCUCUGAGCUGCCUUCUGCUGAAUCCUGCUGCCCUCUGCUGACCCUCUGCUGGACUCCUGCUGCUCCUCUGCUGGACUCCUGCUCCUCUGCUGGACUCCUGCUGGACUCUGCUCUGCUGAGCUCUAACAGCAUUAUUAACACCCAAGGAGUUUAUUGGACUGGCUGGGAAAAUGACAUUUCUACUGACACACACACGCUUUGCAGGGAAGAAGACAUUUCUACAGACACACAUACUUGGGUUAGACGCAUCAGAAACAUUGUGGUGGAGUUUGGGUUAGACGCGUCAGGAGGGAUCACACAGAUCUGUAGCUGUAACUAAACCCUUAGCACUCUCGUGUUCUGAUGUAAUCGCCCCGUGAAGUGUGUGUGUGUCUCCGCAUUCUCUCCACCGGAAAUGAUGGGAAUGUGGGAAGUGAAUUAAUGAGCGUGUUAAGUAGGGAAGUGUGUGAGUGAGUAUGGAUGACGUGUUAAGUAGGGAAAUGUGUGAGUGAGUAUGGAUGACGUGUUAAGUAGGGAAGUGUGUGAGUGAGUAUGGAUGAGCGUGUUAAGUAGGGAAGUGUGUGUGUGAGUGUGGAUGACCUGUUAAGUAGGGAAAUGUUAAAGCAAUGGUUCGGAGUAAUUUCACUCUAGGGUCCUUUGCACCCUGACCCCGAGCCAAACACCCGCCCAGAACCUGUUUUCCCUUGAAUCCUGGUCAAGUAGCGCUGUCAGAAACUGAUGACUUUCUGCAGGCGCUUAUGGAACCUAUGGAGUAUCUCGUAAAUGACCCCACUAAUAAUGCCCUGAAUGGUACGAAACUUCUACAGUAGUACAACUAUGUUCUGUACUCAUAAAACGAGGCAUUGAAAAGUUUGUAAGUACACCAGGAGUUUAUUUCACUUGCCUGAUGG
Alosa alosa (allis shad) is the source of this 1486-nucleotide messenger RNA. It is a transcript of the gene fuom, whose product is annotated as fucose mutarotase. Lineage: Eukaryota; Metazoa; Chordata; Actinopteri; Clupeiformes; Clupeidae. The record is from RefSeq and is a predicted model, not a curated record. Gene Ontology annotation, molecular function: fucose binding; racemase and epimerase activity, acting on carbohydrates and derivatives. Gene Ontology annotation, biological process: fucose metabolic process. The transcript is spliced from 6 exons. Bases 46 to 510 code for a protein of 154 amino acids.